GCUAGUGAUGAAGAAAUAAAAGAGCAACUUAAAGAAAUACUAGAAAAUAAUGAUAAAUGUAAGGAAAAUCUACAAAAAUUAAAUGAAAAAGAUGUUUUGUUUAACAAGUUUUGGAGUAAUAAGCUUUAUUUAGAA
Messenger RNA from Racocetra fulgida, 135 nucleotides. Lineage: Eukaryota; Fungi; Glomeromycota; Glomeromycetes; Diversisporales; Gigasporaceae. The record is from the annotation of a GenBank genome assembly.